Molecule: messenger RNA, 3607 nt
Organism: Procambarus clarkii (red swamp crayfish)
Lineage: Eukaryota; Metazoa; Arthropoda; Malacostraca; Decapoda; Cambaridae
Source: RefSeq, a predicted model, not a curated record
GCAGCAGCGUGAGCGAGGCGGCGCGGACGUGGGCGAUGGCGACUCCGCGGCGAGAUUCAACAUGACUGCACCCUUCGGGGACGCCCUGGGAGCUGGCCGCAGGGGCACGACGCUCCUGCCCUUCCUGGUGCCUUGGGAGGCCGGGCCAACUAGAGUCAACGACCCUUCCAUCAGUUACCUAAACGCCUCCUCUGAUCUGUGGGGAGACAACGCUACUUGCUGGGGCAACGCCUCCACUGAGUGCGCCCUGGCCAAUACCACUGCAGCGGAGGGCGGCGCCACCAUCCUGCCGCCCUUCGAGCUCUGGCAGACGGUGAUCAUUGCCAUCUGCCUGGCCUGCUGCAUGAUCCUGACAGUAGGAGGCAACCUGCUGGUGCUGCUCUCAUUCAUCGUCGAGCGCGCCAUUCGACAGCCUUCAAACUACUUCAUCGCCUCGUUAGCCAUGACGGAUGUAAUCAUCGGCUCGGUGUCGAUGCCCUUCUACACCGUCUACGUGCUGAUGGGCGAGUGGACGCUGGGUCCCAUCCUGUGCGACCUGUGGCUCUCCGUCGACUACACCGUCUGCCUCGCCUCACAGUACACGGUUUUACUCAUCACCAUCGACCGCUUCUGCUCGGUUAAGAUCGCCGCCAAGUACCGCGGCUGGCGGACGCGGACGAAGGUGAUGGUGAUGGUAGCGAUGGUGUGGAUCAUCCCGGUUUUGCUCUUUUUCAUCAGCAUCUUCGGGUGGGAGCACUUCGUGGGCUACCGCUCACUCCAGCCCAACGAAUGCGAGGUUCAGUUCUUGAGAGACCCGGUGUUCAACACUGCGCUUAUCGUCACCUAUUACUGGGUCACACUAGUCGUCCUCUUCGUCCUCUACGCCGGUAUAUAUAAAACAGCUUAUGACAUGCAAAAAAAGUCGGAAGCCAAACACAGAAAGAUGCAGACGUUGGUGGCCCUCAGCGCCGGUGGGAUGGCAGGCAUGGCGGGCCGCACGGCCGGUCUUGGUAUGAGUAAAACACAGAGUACAUUGCUAAGCCAAGACAAGCCGCCGGCCGGCCCGCCCCCUGUCGCCAAACCCGCACCCGCACCGGCGCCGCAGGGAGGCUCUGGUGUCAGUGACUCGUCUUCGAGUCAAAAAACCUCCUCUAAGACAACGGAAACGACGAGUUUUUCAGAGCGUCGUGUCGAACCAACAGAAAAAUCUGAACGAUCAAGCAGUCCGGCCUUUGACUCGGACGACGAGAGCAGUCAGAUUCCGUUGCCCAAAAGAUCUGGUCUGCCCAACAGCACGGUGCCACGCAUCGACCCACCGCCACAGCAUCGCAAAACACCAACCACAGACACUCUUCCCAAAAUCCCAGAACAAAGCGUACUAGACACCUCGACCACGUUGGAGGGCAGCUCCUCGUCUGACGCAGGCAUCGGCGCCCUGGCUGUAUGCUUAGCCCGGUCUCUGCCCAUACCCGACCACCAUCAUUCGCCGAGAAAAAAAACGAUUCUACCUGAUGUGGCCCUGCACGAGACUAGCCUGCAGGGCUCCGGAUUGCUGGAUGUGACGUUGGGGGCUGCCACAGCACCUCUGGCCAAGCGCAUGUCUGGCGAAUUUUCGAAAAAUGACGAUGAAAACAGUUGCCAUUCAGAUGAAACUCUGAGUGUGCAGUCUAACGAUGAACCAACACCACAGAAGAAGCCAUUACAGCCUCUUCACCCUACUUCCUUGCCUCUUAGACCUAUCAGUACCGUGCCUAUCCUUCCUCUUGCGGCUUCCACACCAACAGACGCCCUGGACGAGAGAGUCAUUGCUCCACCAGCUAUGUUUGCUGACAGUAUGAGCGUCAGCAGCAUCUGCACCACGAGACCUCCCUCUUCGCUAAACUACGGCCCGAUGGCCUACGAUAUCCUAACUGGUCUGGACACGGGUGAUCUACGCUUUAUGGACGAGUCAUCCAUCAUCCUCCCGUCGCCAGUAGUAGAGGACCCUCCCUCGUCUGUGUGGGCGGCUACUCUCCAUAGCCCGGCCUCGCCCACAGUGCGCUCCCUCACCUCCACGCUAGCCACGCCUCACAGCAUCCAUCGCAAGAUCAGCCGGAUGCAGUCGCGCUCAGAUGAAGAGGAUCUAGAGAUGAGCAUCGAAGAAGCCGACGAAUCGGCGGAUGCCGACGAAUCGGCAGAUGCCGAUGACGAGUGCUACGACAAGGAGGAAGUUUCCGACCACUCUACGAAUGUGUUGGUCACUUCCAUCAUUCACGCUUGCACUGCUGUCACCAGCCUAGCAGGAUCAGAUAGAUACAGAAGUCCUGUUAGUCCCUUAAAAGAUACUACUACUACUCCGGCCACUACCACCAACAACAGCGCACCCAAUGCGCACUACAACAUAGCGCCGGCUGCCAACAACUCCAACAGCACAACCUCCGCAGCACCAGUGCCACCCACUCCGCAGGUGCGACCGAGAGGGAUUAUGAGCGUGUCAGAGGCAGGACGGGCAGGCACCACCACCACGGCACCAACCAAUCAACUCAUCACCACUCACAAUGUCAACUCCAACAAAACCGUGACGAGUGUGGCGAGAACCGAAUCAUCUUCACUAAUAGAGAGAGACAAGAGUUCGAUAGCAGUGAUUUCUGACGCCCAGAGCUCGAUUAAGGGCUCAUUUAAGGGUUCCAGGAAGGGCAUCGUCAAGUCCAUCCGCAGCUUAAAGAAGAAGAAAAAGAAGAGCGAAGGGGAAAAGAGGCAUCGUUCUAAAUCAGAAAAUAGAGCUAACAAGGCCCUAAGAACUAUUUCCAUCAUCCUGGGGGCCUUCGUGGCUUGCUGGACGCCCUAUCACAUCUUGGCUAUCGCCGAGGGCUUUUGCCAGUGUACCAACACCCACGUCUACAUGUUUGCCUACUUCCUCUGUUACGCUAACAGCCCCAUUAACCCCUUCUGUUACGCGCUUGCCAACCAGCAGUUCAAGAAGACAUUCAUGCGAAUACUCAAAGGGGAUUUACACAUAACGUAACGCCAUGGCACGAUAGACUACAUCGUUGAUAUUUACUCAAUUAUCUGUGAUAUCUAUAGAGAGACCAUCUUUCAGUAUGGCAUGAGUGGUGUGUGUAUAGUGCUCAGUAUGAUGCGUGAACUACAGUGUGGUGACUAGUGCGCCGUGUACGGUAUGAAGCGAAUAGUGCGUUGCAUUUAGUGCCCGGACCGGGAGAGGGGGGGAUGUCUUUGUUCCAGUGCGGUAUAGAGAAGCCUCAUAAUAGUUUAGUUAUACCCCUAUGUAAUAUGAACACAUCACAGUGCAGUACGUUCAUGUCCUUAAUGCUGUGUACAUCUAACAGCAAUGUGUACAAAAUGCCCCCCGGGACAGUAUGUACACUACACCCUACAAUUUGUACAUGAAAGCUUCUAGGACUGUGUGCACACACAUAAAAUGUUAUGUACACAAGCCUAAAGACUGCGUACACACCCUAUUGCUUUGUGCGUACAUGUCUUAGUCCUGUUUGUACACAGCACCGUUCAUUAUACAUGCUCGAGUGCUCUAUUAAUCUCCUUUUGUGAUGAGUGCACAGAGUACAUUCCACCUGGUGUCUGGUGCCCCGCUGGGGGGUGUCUGGUGCCCCGCUGGGGGUGUCUGGUGCCC